GUUGAGCUAUGUGCUGGGCAGGGGAAAGCUCUCAGGUCCCAUCGGUAUGUUCAUCCAAGCAGCAGCAGUGGAUGUGAACGACUUAGUGUCUUGACACCAUCGGUGUAGCUCCACUUCCAACUAGAAGGUGUCUGUUGUAUUCCACUUAAGUGGGCCAGAGAUGAUUGACUUGGGCCUCACCGACGGCAGCCUGAUCGAUGAGUUGAUGGUGCUAACAUCGCAGAGCCUUGGGCAACUGGAGAUCCAAGAACACUUCAACGUCAUUAAGGAGAUCGGCCGAGGAAAAUAUGGCAAAGUGUUGCUGGUCACACAUCGCUUUAAGGGGACUCCCAUGGCUUUGAAAGUAAUGCCGAAAACCUCAACUAAACUCCAGGGCUUCCUGCGAGAGUACUGUAUCUCCUUGCAUCUGUCCAGCCACCCCUGCAUCGUGGGUUUGUUUGGCAUCGCCUUCCAGUCGAGUGAGCACUACUGCUUUGCCCAGGAGCUUGUAAUUGGAAGGGAUUUGUUUGCUGUCAUUCAGCCCAAGGUGGGGAUUCCUGAGCCAUCUGCUAAACGUUGCGUGGUCCAGAUUGCCAGUGCUUUGGAGUUCAUCCACAGCCGCGGCCUGGUCCACCGUGAUGUCAAGCCUGAGAACAUCCUUCUACUGGAUCAUGACUGCUGCCAGGUCAAGCUGGCAGACUUUGGCCUUGCCCAAAAGAGGGGUACUCUAAUCAGUUUCAUCACAGGGACCCUGCCUUAUAUGGCCCCUGAGCUUUGCAGCGUUGCUCUCUUGGAGGGCCAAAAAGAAGUCACUGCUCCUCCACUCAGUGUGGAGCCAAGUCUUGACACUUGGGCCUUUGGGGUGCUUAUAUUCUGCAUCUUGACGGGUUACUUUCCUUGGGAGCGUUGCAUGGACACGGAUGACUGCUACCAGGAGUUUGCUGAUUGGUUAAGAUUGGGAGAGAACGCUGAGGAGGACAAUCCUCAGUUGUGGAAAAAGUUCACCCCAGAAGCUAUGGAGUUGUUCAGUAAGCUCCUGGCUGUGGAUGCCGAAAAAAGGUGCACUGAAGGGGUGGUGAAAAAAUAUGUAGGGGAAGCUUGGCUUAAGAAGGAAUAUGGGAUGGAAGAGCAGCAGCCAGUUAAACAAGGCAAAGUAUAAUGCUAGUCAUAAAAAGCUAAGCAAUACGAAAAAUUCCAUUUGCUGGACGUUUUAAAUCAAUCCCUGAAUUGGUUAGAAAAUGAAUGAAUGAGUUAUAAAAAUGUACAAAACAAUCUAUUGCUGCUUUGGUCAAAAUGUUGUCAAAAGUACAGUAUAGUUAACUUGCAUUUAAAUUAAUCAAUGUCAUCUUUUAAAAUUUGUUCAGUUAUUGUGUUUAUUUUGUAUAUUUUUAUUGAACAUGAAUUAGAUCCAGAACAAGUCUUUGAGACAUUUGUAUCAUCAUUUUAAAAAUCCGCCAGUGUACUUUUGAAAAGGUAAAUGAGCCAGAAAUGUAUCACAAGUGUCAUAAAUAAGCAGGGCAAAGCCCUGUAGUAUGCACAUGUUCCUUUGCUUUCUUCUGUUUACUUGACAACAGUCUGGCAAGAUACGACACUCUGGUUGGGAUGUGCAAGGCUGAGCGGUGUUAGCAUUGCAUUUGCCUGAGUGGAUUGCAAUAAAGAAGCCGCAGAGGUCACCCUGAGGAGUGAAAAUCUUUUAACUGUGUCACUUGAAUAUAAUAUAUAGGCUUAGGCUUGGACCUUUUUUGAAUAAUUUGAGCGAUAGAUACAAACUCCCAUGUAAGGGCUUGAUUCAGUCUCUUAAAUAUGUGUAGUUUAAUUAAUUAAGGAGUAUGGAAUUUUG
Molecule: messenger RNA, 1819 nt
Organism: Corythoichthys intestinalis (scribbled pipefish)
Lineage: Eukaryota; Metazoa; Chordata; Actinopteri; Syngnathiformes; Syngnathidae
Product: serine/threonine-protein kinase SBK1
Exons: 4
Coding region: 161-1138 (325 amino acids)
Biological process (GO): peptidyl-serine phosphorylation; peptidyl-threonine phosphorylation
Molecular function (GO): ATP binding; protein serine/threonine kinase activity
Source: RefSeq, a predicted model, not a curated record